Lottia gigantea (owl limpet) is the source of this 3300-nucleotide messenger RNA. RefSeq lists its product as hypothetical. Gene Ontology annotation, cellular component: NSL complex. The transcript is spliced from 8 exons. Bases 1 to 3300 code for a protein of 1099 amino acids. Gene Ontology annotation, molecular function: histone acetyltransferase binding. Lineage: Eukaryota; Metazoa; Mollusca; Gastropoda; Lottiidae. The record is from RefSeq and is a predicted model, not a curated record.
AUGGCUCCAGCACUAACUGAUGCAACAGGUCAAGGAAAAAUCAAGUUAUCUGAACCACAAGUAGAGUUUUCUAAACUUCAUUCUGUGAAGGGUGGUCGUCCUUUUAAAGAAGAACGGGAAACUCACCAAGUAGUGUGCAGGGAUUUAAAUCCGAAAACAUAUGACCAAAAAUCUGUGAUCGAAUCGUUGACACCUAUUUCCAGCUCAAGAAUUUUGAAAUCGAAGAAACGCAUCAUUUACAAACCAUCAGCAGACCAUAAUCGUUUUAACAAGUUUAAUAUUCAAAAUAAUUCUACUGCCUUUCAACAAGAGUUUAUCAAAUCAAUUGAUAAUCUCAAUAGAAUGAAUCAACAUAGUUCAUCAAAUGGGGACCAAAAACCUGAAAAAUCAUCAGAGUCAUCUUUUUCAUACCAGCCAAGUAGUAGUUUGAUAAAGAAUACCAACUCCAGUUCUAUCCCUGGAAAUGAAAAAUCUGGGAAUUCUUUGAAAAAUGGAACUAAAAAUGUGGACUUUAAAUCAUUAGAAAUUGACAAGGAAAAUAAUAAACAUAAUAGAAAUGGGACUUGUUUGUUAACACUUGAAAGUACAGAGAUGCCUAAUCAAGAGAAUUCUAUUGAGAACGGCAAUGAUUCCGUGACGCCUACCAGCCCGAAAGGAGACAGUGUGGUGUCUUCUUUGACAGUGAAAGACCCAGAUGAAAUUGUUGCUUUAAAUGAAAGUGGCAAUGGUGGACCAUCAACUUCAAACACAUGCCCAUUUUCUAAGACUUAUUCGGAAAGAUUAAGUGCUGUUGUGGAAAAUUCCAGUGUUAUGGAUAAAAGACUUGAAGCUUCUGCAACUCAAGUUCAGCUUGAAAAACGUUUAGAAUUUUAUAUGCGACGUGUCCGACGACUGCAAGGGAAAAAUAUAGAAAAACAUGUGAGGAAUCAGAUUUCUUUGUGUUUAGAACAUCAGCAAAAAAACUUACAUUCAUUAACGAAGUCUAUAAGUUCAGGAGACAUUUCAAAAUUAGAAACAAAUCAAGAAUUUAAUGUGAAUGUUUUAAACAAGAACUUGUCUACUGCAGCGCUUGUUAAUUUAGUACAGCAGGCUCAGAAACAGGCUCUGAAUACAAAUUCCUCGGAUCAUUUAAGUGCUAAUACAAGGUUUAAAGAAAUGACUUAUCUUGUGAAUAUGGACAAACGAACAAGAAAAGAGUGUAAAAAAGUCUCUGAUCUUUUCUCAAUGAACUUGAAUCAUGUACAUUCAGCCAUGGAUUCUGAUGCCACAGAGAGUAGUUCUGGUGGUGACAGUGAUGAAGAAAUUGGUUCACUUCCUCAGAAUCGAAAACUACACAGACCAUUGUGCCGGCAGGCAGAAUGGAAAUGGAGUUCUGAAAGAGCAGCAAUGGCUUCACGGUGGACAUGGUUACAAGCUCAAGUUUCAGAUUUAGAAUAUCGUAUUCGUCAACAGAGUGAUAUUUAUAAACAAAUACGUCAUAGUAAAGGCAGUAUAGUGCUAGGAGACCCGCCAUCUCCACCCAAUUUAGCGACUCUCUUGAACAAGGCUUGUCCAGGAAAUCAUUCAGUUACGCAAGCACCUUCUACAAAUGACAAGACAGUAAAUUCUCCAUGUUAUGUUUCAAAAGUGUUAUCAAAUCUUGAUAAACAGGCCAACAAACUAACGCAAUCAUUAGGAAAUGUUUUAACGCCUUGUGCAUCAGCACAAAAUUCUACUACCACAUCCCCAUCCAGUCUUGUGAAUGGAUUAGAAGAAUCGCCUACAAAGUCAGAAACUCAUAAGUUAAAAUCAGAAACAAAUAAUUCCACUUGUUUUAGCCCAGUCGUAAUGAAUGACGAUACUUCUUGUCAGGCUGCUAGGUGCCGUCCUCUGUGUAGUUAUAGAAAACGCAAGUUGUUAUGGAACAAUAGUGUGAAUCAAUCAUCACGAGCAGCGUCAAGGCUGUCCUCUGUUGACUGUAUGUGUUAUCCUCCUGUUACACCAUGUACUAUGUGUGGUGGAAGAUCUGAUAAUAAACAACACAUAGAUGCUGAUACCAUGCCAUACAAUGAACUUGUUUCUCAUUUAGAUUCCUCAUAUCAUCCUGUUCUGUCUUUCCCUUCUGAUACUCCAUUAUAUCUGAAAUUUGUGUCCUUGUUAAAAACUGGAGAUUUGAUAAACAAACAAAAGGCUCUUUAUAAUGAUAAAAAUAAUAAACGGAAAACCAACAAUUUGGGUGAUAACAAUAGAAAAAAAAUUAGGAAAAGUAUUGCUGCAGCUAUUAUUCAGUCUGCAAAAAUACGUAAUAAGUAUGAAAGUAAGAAACGGUCUGUUGCUUUGAGAAGGAAAAUAAAGAAAAAUAUCAGUUCUGAUCUAAAAAGAAAACGAAAACUGGCAAUUGCUUCAUUGAAGAGGAGAGCAUGCAGAGAAUCAACAGAUGAUGGUGGUUCAUUAAUGAAAGAAUUGCGAGCUGAUUAUUUCAAAAAGAAAAGAGGGGAAAGUGCUUAUGAUAUCAAUAAUAUAGUUAUUCCAUAUAGUAUAGCUGCCUCUACUAGAGUAGAAAAAUUACAAUAUAAAGAGAUAGCAACUCCUGAAUGGCGAGAUAUUAGUAAUGAACCUUUAGUUGAUGAUAAUAACGAAUCAGAUUUUGAGGAUUUAUCAGAUGAAGCUAUUUUGGCUCGACAUCAGAAGAGUGAAGCUGAAGAAAGAAAGAGAUUUGCUUCAUUCAUUCAAUAUCCAAUACGACGUAGAUUUAAAACUGAUAGUAUGGAUUCAGUUGGUUCUAAGUUGACAGAUCCAACAGCAUCACACCCUGAAGAAUUCCAAAUAUCACCUAGCCUAGAUGAUAGUUUAUCAUCUGCUCAUAGACUUAGUUUUUCAUCAUCUCAUAGACCAUCAAUUUCUCGACGUGAACACUUGCUAAGCACUGGAUCUAGUUUUGAUGAUACUAGAGAUGUGGAGAUGCGCGAGGUUGUGGAACCUUGGACAGCCAGAUCUUUUCCUAUAACAGAAGAGGAAUAUGCAGAUAUGACUUCAGUUGAGCAGCACGUUCCAGAGAAGAAGAUCUACACAGCAUCUGCAUCAGUAUCAUAUCCCAACUCUAAUUCAUCACGAAGGGAAAGUUUGUCAAGUGUAGCCAGUAGUCGUCCUUCUUCACCUAGCACAGUUAGUACUAUUUCUAAUUCUCUGAUGGAGGAGGAAAUGGAAGAGGAGAUGGAGGAGGAAGAAGUCGAAGAUCUGGAAGAUGAAGAUGCCACAGAUGAUGAUGAUCCUAAUGAUCCUGAAUGGAAAGGAACUUCUAAAGAUGAAGUCAAAGACUGA